Messenger RNA from Miscanthus lutarioriparius, 510 nucleotides. NCBI's taxonomy places the organism in Eukaryota, Viridiplantae, Streptophyta, Magnoliopsida, Poales, Poaceae. The record is from the annotation of a GenBank genome assembly.
AUGCCCAGCCAGCCACGCCUCCGUGGACACGAUGCUGUCCCAGAGGUCGCGGACGCCCUGAUCGUCCCUGUUCUACCGCUACCAACGCCAAGCAACAGGAGGAGAAGGAAGCAGAACACCGCGGCCUCGCCGAGCGGCGGCAGCAGGCACAAUGUGGUCGCUAGGAGGAGCAGCACGGUCGUGGCGGCAACGACAACAGUGAAGAGGCGCACCAUACUGACAUGGCUGAUCUUCACAGGUUUCCUGUCCGACAGAGAGAAGGUGUUCUACGUGCCAGUGAACAGCGGCGAGGGCAAGGUUGUCUCGGGCGUGGUCACCAGGACGGGAGUCCACUGUGGCUGCUGCGACGCCGUCGUGUCGCUGCCGGCGUUUAGAGGCGCACGCCGGGCGCGAUCCCGUGCAACAGCGGUCGUGGGAAAGGCUCCUGCUCGUGUCUCGCAGCUCCCUCCCGAACCGCAUGCAGGAGGCGUGGGAGAAGGAGAAGCCCACUACUGCCGAUGCGUGCUGUGA